Spea bombifrons (plains spadefoot toad) is the source of this 1449-nucleotide messenger RNA. It is a transcript of the gene CPPED1, whose product is annotated as calcineurin like phosphoesterase domain containing 1. Gene Ontology annotation, molecular function: hydrolase activity. The coding region runs from base 369 to 1175 and encodes 268 amino acids. The record is from RefSeq and is a predicted model, not a curated record. NCBI's taxonomy places the organism in Eukaryota, Metazoa, Chordata, Amphibia, Anura, Pelobatidae. The transcript has 4 exons.
UUUAAUCGUCUGCUGAAAGUGACUUUCUUACUUCUGUCAUCCAAGAUCCAAAUAGUGCAUAUGUGCUGGAAGAUUUGGCUAUACACCUUGUAUACCUAAUCAUAAAACACAACAACCCUAAUUCCAGACCGUUAUUAGGAUUUAGCAUAGCAUUACAAUACCCAAUCCGGACCAUCAAAUACUACAUGCAAGGCUUAAAUUUGCCAUUAUUAUUCUAAAUCCGGAUCACUGACACAAACUCUGUUCAUAGCAAGUCUGUCAGAUCUAAAUCCAGCCCGUUAAUAGCAGUCCCACACAGUAAAGAUGAAGAAUCAGAAUGGAAAGGCCCGUUCUACUUCAUACAAGGAGCAGACCCACAGUUUGGCCUCAUGAAAUCCUGGGCUCUUGGUGACUGUGAUCUUGGAGGAGAUGAAUGGGACCAGGAGAUCAGAUUAACCGAGGAAGCAGUGCAAGCCAUUAAUAAGCUAAACCCCAAACCAAAGUUCUUUGUGUUGUGUGGUGACCUCGUUCACUCAAUGCCAGGUAUCGAUUUUAAAGAAGAUCAGGAAAGAGAUCUAAAAAAUGUUCUCCAGAAGACUGACGGAGAUAUCCCACUGGUGUUUGUCAGUGGAAAUCAUGACAUAGGAAAUGCCCCAACUCCUGAAACCAUACAGACUUACUGCAACAACUGGGGAGAUGACUACUUUUCUUUCUGGGUUGGGGGUGUUUUAUUUCUUGUGCUAAAUUCCCAAUUAUUCUUUGAUUCUUCGAAAUGCCCGGAACUAAAAGAGAGUCACGACAGAUGGCUUGCUUCUCAGCUUGCCAUAGCCAAGCAGCAGAAGUGUAAGCAUGCGGUCAUAUUUCAACACAUCCCCUUAUUCCUCCAAAAUCCAGAUGAAGAUAACAACUAUUUCAACAUAGAGAAGUCGCUGCGGCAGGACUUGUUAGAAAUGUUUCAUAAAGCAGGUGUCAGAGCAGUGUUCUCUGGACACUACCAUAGGAACACUGGAGGCAUGUACAAAGACUUAGACAUGGUGGUGACCUCUGCCAUUGGAUGUCAGCUUGGACAAGACAAACACGGUCUUCGCGUGGUGGUUGUCACUGAGGAGAAGGUUGUUCACAGAUAUUACAGCUUAGAUGAACUAAAUUCCAAGGGCCUUGAUCAAGACCUUAUGGAUUUAAUUAAUCAGAAAUAAUGUAAUCAACACGUUACAUACACUGAUAUCGACAUACUAUUGUUGUGGUGGAAAGUCUUUUUUGUUUGUUUAAUAGAAAACACUACAAUAUCAACGGUGCUACUACACCCAGGUCUGAUCAGCUUCAUCAUCAGUCUGUGUAUAAUUUUUUGAUUAAGUAUUUUAUUUGUGAGAAACAUGCAUCCAAAAUGUUAAGACUAAAGAUUAGUUAUUUCUCCUAAAAUAUGAUCUUUUUUUUCUAUCAUGUAAAUUUUUAAAAUGUUAUCCCACAGAA